AGGGAAGAUCGACGAGCUAAUUCUAUGGCGAUAUCUCAAGCCAAGCCUUUGCUGCUUCUUCUUCUCCUCGUGUCACUCUUUCUCUUACCCGCUUUGGGUAACAAAACCAGGUUCUUCGGAAACUGCGACACUCAGCAUCAGUAUCCCGCUAUACCCACUGCUGUGGACAUCUCUCCAUACCCGGUUUAUCGUAUCCGUAAUGCUAACUUUACAAUAACCGGCUAUACAAAGAUUGCAAUCCCUAGUGGAGUUAGUGUAGAUCUCUACUUAAGGGGUCGAUACUUCAGACCUACUUACUCCCUUUGUGAUAUAACGGCAUGUCCUGUUUCACCUGGCCCUUUUGUCCUUACUUUCACUAACGUAUUCACUUCAAAAUAUCAAAAGCUACAACCGGAUGUUAUGGUUAAUCUAAGGAUCAUGGAGAAGAACAUGAAAGAUCCAAUAAUGUGCAUGGGGUUCCUUUGUCCAUUCACUGGUUAUGUGCCGCAUCUCAGUCAAGUUACCGAGUGA
This is a messenger RNA of Camelina sativa (false flax), 510 nucleotides long. Its product is annotated as MD-2-related lipid-recognition protein ROSY1-like. The record is from RefSeq and is a predicted model, not a curated record. Lineage: Eukaryota; Viridiplantae; Streptophyta; Magnoliopsida; Brassicales; Brassicaceae. Gene Ontology annotation, biological process: sterol transport. Gene Ontology annotation, molecular function: sterol binding.